Messenger RNA from Aspergillus tubingensis, 381 nucleotides. RefSeq names its product trichothecene 3-O-acetyltransferase. The coding region runs from base 1 to 381 and encodes 126 amino acids. The transcript is spliced from 2 exons. NCBI's taxonomy places the organism in Eukaryota, Fungi, Ascomycota, Eurotiomycetes, Eurotiales, Aspergillaceae. The record is from RefSeq and is a predicted model, not a curated record.
AUGGCAAGUCCUAAUCGCCUCCAGCUCGGGCCCUUCGACCCAGAAGCCGAGUUCGUCAGUAAGAACCAAAGCAUUGAACGGUUCCAGAUCCGAAAAGAAGACCUCAGUCGGUACGGGCUUAUCCUCGGUAAACUGCCAGUACUGCAGGUCUACAGCCACAUCAUGCUUUCUUUUGCCAUGCCCGAGGGGGUGUCACAAGACACUAUCAUCGCCGAUCCCGAGGCUGCAGUGCGCCAGAUCCGAUCCCAUGUGCCCUGGAUGGCCGGCAAAGUUGUUAAUGUUGGUAAAGGCCCGGGAAAUCUAGAGCGAUAUGUUGUUGCUCCACGCCCACCCCCAGAUCCUCUGAUUGUGGUGCGCGACUUCGCACGCCUUCCCUCUUGA